AUGGCUUAUCCUCAAAAGCAGAAUGUGUAUGCUGCUUUCUUUACAAAUGCGGGUUCAGGGCAACGUUUAGUUAUUACAAUUUCAUCAAUUCCAUAUGAGCCAGAAUCGAUAACACUAACUUCGCAAAUUUUUGGUAAACUUCCGAGCCAACCCCAACAAAAUCCAAAGAGUAUAUUUCAAACAGGCUCAUCAUCCUGCAAGGAAACCUCUCCCGAUCAAGUACAUGCCAUUACCACCCUCCGAAGUGGUAAAGUCAUCGAGAACAAAGUGGGCGAACCUAAUGAAUCUGAUGGACGUCCUUUCUUAGCUACGUCCAAUGCGAUUAUUAAUUGUCGUAACGGAAUGUUGAAACUGUCUUUUGGCAACAUGACGAUAGAAUUGAAUGUGUUCGAUAUUAGUCAACAACCUGUGAAUCUUGAUGAUGAUGAUGUGCAUGAAGUUAAUAUGAUUGAAGGAUUAAUACAAGAUUCAUUGAUUAACAUUCUAGGUAGGAUGCCCUCACGUUGGUCGAGACAAGACCGCUCUAAAUUCCUGGAUGAAGUUAAACAUUUCCUUUGGGAUGACCCAUAUUUGUUUAAGCACUGCCCAGACCAAAUCAUUAGGAAAUGUGUCCCCAACACCGAACAGAAAGAUGUGAUAUCUUUCUGUCAUGACCAAGCCUGUGGAGGCCAUUUCAGUGCCAAGAAAACCGCUGCAAAGAUCUUGCAGUGUGGGUUCUAUUGGCCAUCGUUGUUCAAGGACUGCCAUGAUUACUGUGUUUCCUGUGAACGUUGUCAGAAGCUGGGAAGCAUUUCAAGGAGAAACAUGAUGCCAUUGAAUCCUAUUCUGAUUGUUGAGAUUUUUGAUGUUUGGGGGAUCGACUUCAUGGGUCCAUUUCCCAUGUCUGACAGCAAGUUGUACAUCUUAGUCGCCGUUGACUACGUCUCCAAGUGGGUAGAAGCCAUCGCAACCAGAACAAAUGACCACAAGGUGGUACUUUCCUUUUUAAAGGAAAACAUAUUUUCACGUUUUGGUACCCCGAGAGCUAUCAUCAGUGACGGUGGUUCACAUUUCUGCAAUAGGCACUUCGAGUUUUUAGUACGCAAGUAUGGAAUAACUCACAAGGUUGCUACUCCGUAC
Messenger RNA from Papaver somniferum (opium poppy), 1119 nucleotides. RefSeq lists its product as uncharacterized. Gene Ontology annotation, biological process: DNA integration. NCBI's taxonomy places the organism in Eukaryota, Viridiplantae, Streptophyta, Magnoliopsida, Ranunculales, Papaveraceae. The transcript is spliced from 4 exons. Gene Ontology annotation, molecular function: nucleic acid binding. The annotation marks the transcript as partial. The record is from RefSeq and is a predicted model, not a curated record.